AUGGUCAAGAAACCAGCAUCCCUCAAUCUUGAAGCCCUUAGCAGUCUUGACAAAGACAAACGCCAGGUAUAUCUUGGAGUUGUCGAUCAGCUUCGAGAGUUAGGUGUCGGAGAGGAUUUAUCGCUACCCCAGCUGGUGGUCGUCGGAGAUCAGUCCAGCGGAAAGUCAUCGCUGCUUGAAGGACUCACGGGAUUGUCUUUUCCCGUGGCGAGUGAUUUGUGCACCAGGCAUGCGACCCAGAUCGUUCUCCGCCGGACGGCAGCUCAUGAGGCUGCCAUACGAGUCUCCAUAAUCCCAGGGCCCAGCAGCAUCAACAAUGCCGAGGAGAGAGCACGCCUGGACAAGUUCACAUGUUACAUAAAGGAGACCGCGUUUGGCGCGGAUGAGUUUGCCGGGAUUCUCGAUGAGGCCUCGGAAGUGAUGGGUCUUCCACGGGUCGACGCUACAAACCUGGACAAUUUGGAGAGGCGUUUCUCCGACAACGUUUUGAAAGUGGAGCUGUCGGGACCCGAACAUCACCACCUGAGCGUCGUGGACGUCCCUGGCCUGUUUCACAAUCCCACUAUUUACCAGACCAAGGAGGACCUCGAAAUCAUUCGGACGCUCAUUAUGGACUACAUCUCGGAUCCUCGAACCAUCAUAUUGGCCGUUAUGGAUGCAAGAAACAAUCUGGCCAACCAGGAGGUUUUUAAAAUGGCCCGUGGGGUUGAUCCCCGCGGUGACAGAACCGUUGGCAUCAUCACCAAGUGUGACGUGGUGCAAAACGGCGAUGAAGCCGGGGUCAUCCGCAUUGCGCAAAACACCGUCGAGAAAUUGCAACAUGGGUGGUUUGCGGUGCGAAACCGGUCUCCUUCGGAGAUCAAAUCCGGGGUGUCCUUGAGAGAACGUCACGCCAAAGAGCAGGAAUUCUUCACGAUAAGCCCGUGGAGCGAGCUUCGCAAAGACCGCGUGGGUAUUCCGGCCCUGAGCACUUUCCUGGCACAGCUGCUUUAUGAACACAUUCGCCGCGAAUUUCCAGCGGUGGUGGCCGAAAUCGAGGUACAUUGCAAGCAGCUCCAGGCCGAAAUCGAAGACCUGGGGCCUCCUCGACAGUCGACAACGGAACAACGUCAAUAUUUAACCCAUGUAGCCAGCCGGUAUCAAAAGACAGUGUCGGAUUCUCUGAAAGGCAUUUAUGAUGCGGAUCUGGCCCGCGAUCAUCCCCUCAAACUAAGAAUGCGCGUGCGGGAUUUGAACGACGACUUUGAGCGAAAGAUGUCGAAACAUGGCCAUACAAGGGCAUUCAGGAAUACUGAUGACAAGGAAGACCCAACCUACCAUUUCCAAAACUCGGAGCUUUCCAGUAUCUAUGACUGGAUACGAGCAUCCUACCUCGAGUCCCGGGGCUCUGAACUCCCGGGUUGCGUCAACCCGGCUGUGAUUGAGAAUCUGUUUCGCCAACAAACCUCCAAGUGGCAGGAGCUGGCGGAGAAGCAUCUUGAAAAAGUGAAGUCGGCCAUCGACUCUUUCCUCAUCGCGGUCAUAGAGAAGCUGAUAGUGGAUCCGACGGUUCAAGAUCGUAUCCGGGCUCGACUGGUUCCCAUGUUAGACGAGGCGGUCGACCAAGCUUACCGAACUCUUGGGAGCGUUCUUCAUGACGAGAGGGGAGGAAUUUUGCAAACAGUUAACCACUAUUUUGCCGACAAUCUGGCUGCGGCACGGGAGGAGCGCGUCGUCUCGCGAUUGCGAAACCUCGGGAUCGGAGACGGAUAUCCCAUUUCGGCUGAUCUCGCGGCCCUGACCAAAGCUGCACAUCUCAGCAAUGAAGAGCAGGCAGUCUAUGAUAUUCAUGACAUCCUCAAGGCUUACUACGAAGUGGCCAUUAAAAGAUUCAUGGAUAAUGUUGUCGUGUCGGUGGUAGAGAGGUGGUGGCUAGGCCCGAAUGGUUUUGUAGGCAUGUUCGACGGCGAAUUUGUCGGGAGUCUCUCCGACGAAGAGCUGGCGUCUAUUGCAGCAGAGAACUACAGUACCACAAAUGUGCGAGCUGAGUUGAAGGAGAAACUUCGUCGUUUCGAAGAAGCACGGCGCAUUGCCAAGUCGAUUUGA
This is a messenger RNA of Rhinocladiella mackenziei CBS 650.93, 2085 nucleotides long. RefSeq lists its product as uncharacterized. The record is from RefSeq and is a predicted model, not a curated record. The transcript has 6 exons. NCBI's taxonomy places the organism in Eukaryota, Fungi, Ascomycota, Eurotiomycetes, Chaetothyriales, Herpotrichiellaceae. Gene Ontology annotation, molecular function: microtubule binding; GTPase activity; GTP binding. Bases 1 to 2085 code for a protein of 694 amino acids. Gene Ontology annotation, cellular component: cytoplasm; membrane; microtubule.